GAAACAUUUCUCAGUUAGUUCCAGCAGCUGCACCGCUUCACAUACAGUCCGUCGUCACCUUCGUCGAGUCGUCAAAAGUCGAGCUCCAUUAUCGCCAGCAAGAUGAAAAUGUUAUUUGCUCUUCUCGUCCUGGGAGUGGCUCUGGUUGCCGCCGAGGAGAAAUACACCACAAAGUACGACAACAUCGAUGUGGAUGAGAUCCUCAAGUCCGACCGUCUGUUUUCCAACUACUACAAGUGUCUUAUCGACACGGGCAAGUGCACCCCGGAGGCCCGUGAGCUGAAGAGGUCCCUGCCGGACGCCCUGAAGACCGAGUGCAGCAAGUGCAGCGAGAAGCAGCGCGAGAACACUGACAAGAUCAUUCGCUUCAUCAUCGACAACAAGCCUGAAGAGUGGAAGACACUGCAGGCCAAGUUCGAUCCCGAGGAAAUUUACGUCAAGCGCUACCGUGCCCAGGCGGCUGAGCGUGGAAUCAAGGUUUAAUUCCUCAUCUCAAUUCCAAACUGUUAUUAUUCAUCGUUAAUUAGGUUUAUCUGUUUACCAAAAUUUUAAUCUACGAUCGUGCUCCGAAUAAAGAGAUUUGUUUUGUACAAAAUAA
Drosophila bipectinata is the source of this 598-nucleotide messenger RNA. RefSeq names its product Ejaculatory bulb protein III (gene EbpIII). Lineage: Eukaryota; Metazoa; Arthropoda; Insecta; Diptera; Drosophilidae. The record is from RefSeq and is a predicted model, not a curated record.